Jatropha curcas is the source of this 573-nucleotide messenger RNA. Lineage: Eukaryota; Viridiplantae; Streptophyta; Magnoliopsida; Malpighiales; Euphorbiaceae. The record is from RefSeq and is a predicted model, not a curated record.
UUUAACAGAGAUGGUGAUGGAAUGAUUUCAGCCUUCGAACUCAGGGCUUAUUUCACUUCCAUUGGAUUUGGAGAGUAUAUGUCAUACGAAGAUGCUGAAGCGAUCAUCAAGGAGCUUGAUACUGAUGGAGAUGAUUUGUUGAACUUUCUUGAUUUCUUGAAGUUAAUGAAGAGAGAUGAUGAGGAGGAGGAUUUGAAGAAAGCUUUUGAAAUGUUUGAGUUGGAGAAAGGAGAUGGGUGUAUAACUCCAAGAGGGUUGCAAAGGAUGUUGAAUAAGCUUGGAGAUCAAAAAUCCUUGGAUGAAUGUGUGGCUAUGAUUCAAGUUUUUGAUACUGAUGCUAAUGGUGUUCUUGAUUUUCAUGAGUUUCACCAAAUGAUGGUAUAAUCAAUUAUUAGCAUAGCUUUACAUGAAGUAGUUUUUCUUCUUCUUCUUUAAAUUUUGGUCUAAUUAUCAUUUGAGGAUCUCUAUUUCCAAAAUGUAAUUAUAAGAUCUCUAUAUUUUUGAUUCCGUGAACAGUUUCUCUCUGUUUAAAAUUGUAUACUUUUCUAGUUAAUCUUAGUGAUCUAAGUGAGU